This is a messenger RNA of Acaulospora colombiana, 491 nucleotides long. Lineage: Eukaryota; Fungi; Glomeromycota; Glomeromycetes; Diversisporales; Acaulosporaceae. The record is from the annotation of a GenBank genome assembly.
AUGGAGGAAUCUACGAGGGUCGCUAGGUCAAUCUCCUCCAAAUUGAAUCUAUCGCCGAAAACUCGAUCAGGUAUUAUGACAGUAGCGCUCAUGUCGCCGAUAAUGAAGCCCGAUUUGUGCGAGAGGGCUCUUGACGCUGCCACUCCUAAAGGAAAGCAGAUGGGAGCAAAUAUAUGGGGCAAUGAAGAGAAGGCGGAGUCGACGUGCGAGGGAGGUGUACGUCCGGGAACCUCGGCCAGAAAAGCAAAAGCCGGCUCCGGCAAUAUCCAGAUAGCUACUGGGUGCCAGUGUUUCUGGACGAGAAGUUGUAGGCGAGUGAUUGAUGGAGGCAAAAUUCAGCGUCCUAGUACAGUUGUUAGAGACAUAAUGAUUUCCCCCGACAAGAGACAGAUAGAUAGUACUCGGUAUUGCCCGCGGCCCUAUCCGCUCAGGAACAGGCAAAAGGUUUGGGCGAGAUCGUCGGACUUGGACCCAACCCUGACAAUCACGGC